This is a messenger RNA of Lagopus leucura (white-tailed ptarmigan), 416 nucleotides long. RefSeq names its product ribosomal protein S26 (gene RPS26). Gene Ontology annotation, cellular component: ribosome; cytosolic small ribosomal subunit. Gene Ontology annotation, molecular function: mRNA binding; structural constituent of ribosome. The record is from RefSeq and is a predicted model, not a curated record. Gene Ontology annotation, biological process: translation. NCBI's taxonomy places the organism in Eukaryota, Metazoa, Chordata, Aves, Galliformes, Phasianidae. The annotation marks the transcript as partial. The transcript is spliced from 2 exons.
CCCUGAGGGAGUGGGGCUGCAUUGACGGCUGUGCGGUGCUGCAUUCCCAUGGGGGAGCAGUGGGUAAUGGGGCACUGCGGCCCUGUUGUCCCCUGUAUGGGGGAUGCUGUCCUGCCCACAGGGCCGUACACAGGCUGGGGGCUCACCCCUCUUUGCCCUCCCCCUUUUUUCCAGCCUAUGUCCUGCCCAAGCUGUACGUCAAGCUGCACUACUGCGUCAGCUGUGCCAUCCACAGUAAGGUGGUGAGGAACCGCUCACGGGAGGCCCGCAAGGACCGGACCCCCCCGCCCCGCUUCAGGCCAGCGGGCGCAGCCCCCCGGCCUCCCCCCAAGCCCAUGUAAGGAGAAGACAUCUGGAAACGUCCCUGGGCUGAAAAUGUCCCUGAGUUCAGUCUGAAUAAAGGACUUGAGACCAAA